Messenger RNA from Setaria italica (foxtail millet), 1168 nucleotides. Its product is annotated as GDSL esterase/lipase At1g58430. Bases 28 to 1071 code for a protein of 347 amino acids. Gene Ontology annotation, molecular function: lipase activity. Gene Ontology annotation, biological process: lipid metabolic process. The transcript is spliced from 3 exons. The record is from RefSeq and is a predicted model, not a curated record. NCBI's taxonomy places the organism in Eukaryota, Viridiplantae, Streptophyta, Magnoliopsida, Poales, Poaceae.
UAAAACAGAGGCACACAGAUCAUUCUGAUGGCACACCCUGCUCUUCUCCUAGUUCUCCUCCUCUCUUCCCCAGCCAUUUCUUCUGCCAAGAGAAUUCAGCCGAAGUUCUCGGCCAUCUUCUACUUUGGCGACUCCGUUCUCGAUACCGGAAACAACAAUCGUCUCCCCACGGUGGCUGUAGCAAACCAUGUUCCUUACGGGAGAGACUUCCCAGGGAAGAAGCCGACAGGGAGGUUCUCCAAUGGCCGGCUCGUUCCAGACCUCCUCAACCAGAGGCUGCAACUCAAGGAAUUCUCUCCACCAUACCUGGACUCAAAGCUAUCGAACAACGACAUCAUGACAGGGGUCAACUUUGCAUCUGCGGGUUCAGGGUUCGAUGACCAGACGUCGCAGCUGGCCAAUACUCUGCCAAUGUCAAAGCAGGUGAACCUCUUCAAGGACUACCUCCUCCGGCUCAGGGGCAUCGUUGGAGAUAAGGAAGCUUCCAGGAUCAUUGCCAACUCCCUGAUUUUUAUCAGCUCAGGAACCAAUGAUUUCUCGCAUUACUAUUCUUCGUCAAAGAAGAGGAAGAUGGGCAUUGGUGAAUACCAAGAUACUGUUCUCGAGAUGGCACAAGUUCAUGUCAAGGAACUAUAUGACCUUGGGGGGCGACAAUUCUCUUUGGCAGGCCUCCCCCCGUUUGGUUGCACACCUAUCCAAAUCACAGUGAGCAGAGACCCUGACAGGGCAUGCGUGGAUGAACAAAACUGGGAUGCCCAGGUCUACAACUCUAAACUUCAAGAAUUAAUUCGAGCAUUGCAAGGUUCACUCCAUGGAAGCAAAAUUGUGUACUUAGACGCAUAUAGGGCUCUCAUGGAGAUCCUUGAGGACCCAGCGAAAUAUGGAUUUACAGAAACAACACGAGGAUGCUGCGGGACUGGGCUCAGAGAGGUCGCUCUGCUUUGCAAUGCAUUAACUCCUAUCUGCAAAAAUGUGUCAUCCUAUGUAUUUUAUGAUGCUGUGCACCCAACAGAGAGGGUUUACAUGUUAGUAAAUGAUUACAUAGUGAAAGAUGUUAUUCCACAGUUUUGAUUAAUCAAAUAUCCAAAUAAGGUUUUCUUGUUGUAUCUAUUAAUGCACCGCUCGUUAUCAUACUUUAAAUCCUUAUAUAAGAGCUUCUUCAAUGCCA